AUGGACCACAUCCGCAGCCACGGCUCCUCCUCCUCCUCCAACUCCUCCAGGGAGGACGUUGAGAAAAUGGAGGUUAGCCAGCAUGUCGAGGAAAAGCCAGUCCCUGUUCAGAAUGGAGACGGACACACCCUGGCUAGAAAGCUCAAGAGUCGGCAUAUGCAGAUGAUCGCCAUUGGCGGCUCGAUUGGUGCUGGUCUCUUCGUGGGAAGCGGUUCGGCUCUGCGUAGUGGCGGACCGGCCAGCCUCCUCAUUGGCUUUAUGAUUACAGGCGUCAUGAUGCUAUGCACAAUGCAAGCCCUCGGCGAGAUGACCGUUCUCUACCCUGUCAACGGUGCAUUCUAUUCGUACGCUGUACGCUUUAUCGAUCGCUCCUGGGGCUUUGCCAUGGGCUGGGAAUACGCUCUUGGCUGGUUGACGGUGCUGCCCUUCGAACUGACCGCGGCCUCCAUCACCAUCGAGUUCUGGCGGGAUGACAUCCACGUUGCCAUUUGGGUGGCUGCAUUCCUUGCACUGCUGUGUUUCAUCCAGAUCUUCGGCGUGCGUGGAUAUGGAGAGGUGGAAUUCGUCCUGUCCUGCAUCAAGAUAUGUGCUUGUAUCGGAUUCAUCAUUUUCGGCAUCGUGGUCAAUGUCGGCGGCGUCCCCACUGACGACAGAGGGUACAUUGGCGCCAGGUACUGGCAUGAUCCUGGUGCGUUUCGCAACGGCUUCAAGGGCUUCUGCUCCGUCUUUGUCACGGCAGCUUUCGCUUUUGGUGGCACUGAACUCGUUGGCCUGGCAGCCGCAGAAGCCGCCAAUCCCGCAAAGUCGCUCCCGACCGCCACCAAGCAAGUGUUCUGGCGUAUCGCCUUCUUUUACAUCGUCACCCUCUUCAUCCUCGGAUUGAUCCUACCUUCAAACGACGACCGUCUGCUCGGAGCCAGCGGAGCGAACACAAAAGCUUCUCCAUUUGUCUUGGCAAUCAAAACGGCCGGGGUGAAAGGGCUUCCCUCAGUGUUCAACGCCGUCAUCACAAUUUCCGUCAUCAGUGUGGCCAACUCCUGCACUUAUGCCAGCUCACGUACCAUGCAGGCCCUUGCCGCCAACGGUAUGGGCCCACAGUUCCUCCGCUACAUUGACAAGAAAGGCCGCCCUAUAUGGUGUAUCAUCGUGCAGCUGCUGUUCGGCUGUAUUGCUUUCAUCGGAGAGGCCAACGCGUCAGGGGAAAUCUUCACGUGGUUGUUGGCCUUGACUGCCCUGUCGUUUUUCUUUGCCUGGACCAGUAUCAACCUGUCGCACAUUCGCUUCCGUGCAGGCUGGAAGCACCAUGGGUUUUCGACCGCUCAGCUUCCCUACCGCGCUGCAUUCGGCGUGUACGGUUCGUACCUGGGAUUCUUCCUCAACUGCAUUGCGAUUGUUGCGACCUUUUAUGUCAGCUUGUUCCCACUCGGAGGGAAACCCAACGCCAAAAUCUUUUUCCAAAAUUACCUGGCCGCCCCGAUCGUUCUAUUUUUCUAUAUCUUCUGGAAGCUUUACAGCAGAGACUGGAGUUUGUUCAUCCGAGCCAGGGAUAUGGACGUCACGACCGGUCUGAGACCUGGCUGGGACCAAUUGGCCAACGAGGCUGAGAACCGGCAACCGUUGUGGAGGCGUGCACUCCACUCUUUCAUCUAG
Exophiala dermatitidis NIH/UT8656 is the source of this 1650-nucleotide messenger RNA. RefSeq names its product AAT family amino acid transporter. Gene Ontology annotation, cellular component: membrane. NCBI's taxonomy places the organism in Eukaryota, Fungi, Ascomycota, Eurotiomycetes, Chaetothyriales, Herpotrichiellaceae. Gene Ontology annotation, molecular function: amino acid transmembrane transporter activity. The coding region runs from base 1 to 1650 and encodes 549 amino acids. The transcript has 2 exons. Gene Ontology annotation, biological process: amino acid transmembrane transport. The record is from RefSeq and is a predicted model, not a curated record.